AUGAUCCAAGCCUGGAAGUUCGAGCACGACAUCAUCAGACUGACCGAGACUAGACGACACCACCCACUGAGCUCCGUAUAUGACACUGGAGAAGAACUGUUCUUAGAAACAUGCUACAGUAGAGGAUUUGGUGUCCUCGCCAGCACGAGUAUAGCAAAGAACAUUGACUCUUUUGAACAACUUACAUUCCGAAUCGCACGCUUGUGGAUGAGAAGAUGUGGUCCAAUGCCGGCUUUGACAAUCUUCGACGCUUCAAAAUCAUGCUAUGAAGAAGCCGAAGCUUUCUAUAUGGACAUUGAGAAGUUCUACAGAGAAGACUAUACUUUCUACAAGGUCAUUCUUGGUUAUUUUAACGGCAAAAUCGGUCCCAGAAGAACGACUGAAAAACAUCACAUCGGCACCCACAACCUCUAG
Molecule: messenger RNA, 414 nt
Organism: Necator americanus (New World hookworm)
Lineage: Eukaryota; Metazoa; Nematoda; Chromadorea; Rhabditida; Ancylostomatidae
Exons: 1
Coding region: 1-414 (137 amino acids)
Source: RefSeq, a predicted model, not a curated record